Sphaerodactylus townsendi is the source of this 2134-nucleotide messenger RNA. RefSeq names its product platelet glycoprotein Ib alpha chain-like. The record is from RefSeq and is a predicted model, not a curated record. Gene Ontology annotation, molecular function: protein binding. Bases 112 to 1998 code for a protein of 628 amino acids. The transcript is spliced from 2 exons. Lineage: Eukaryota; Metazoa; Chordata; Lepidosauria; Squamata; Sphaerodactylidae.
AGCAGAGGCACAGGCGGUGCACCCGGCCAGGAAGAGGACGGCGAGGCAGAAGGCAGCUUGGGUGAAAGGCUUGGGAAGAGCAGAACACCCCCCCCCUGCAAGAGGUGCCGCAUGGCCCUUCCCCUGGCCCUCCUGGCCCUCUCGGCCCUGGCCGGAGCCCUCAGCCAGCCGGACCUCUGCGAAUACGAGACCAACAAGAUCAAGGACCUGCUUCAGGCCAGCUGCGCCGGGAAGGGGCUGGCGCUGGUGCCCUCGGGGCUGGACAACGGCACGGGCAUCUUGCUGCUGGGCUCCAACCGCCUGGCUCGGGUCUCCACGGCCUCCUUCCGGCACCUGCGCAACCUGACGGACCUGGACCUGUCGCACAAUGGGAUGGGGGAGCUGGAGGCCGCCUCCCCUCUGCCCGGCCUCCAGGAGUUGGACCUCUCCUACAACGCCCUGAAGCGCCUGCCCGCCCUGCAGGGGUUCCCCAACCUGCGUCGCCUGUCUCUGGGCCACAACGCCCUCUCCUGGCUCCCCACGGGGGGCUUCCGUGCCCUCGGGGGCCUGACGGACCUGGAACUACAGGGGAACCGGCUGCAAAGCCUGCCGGAGGGAGCCUUCUCGGGCCUGGCUGCGCUGAAGGACCUGGACUUGUCCGAGAACCUUCUGACGGCGCUGCCACCGGAGCUGCUGGUGGCGCUAGGGGCGCUGCACACGCUGCGCCUGGAGAGGAACCGGCUGCAGGCUGUGCCAGAGGGCUUCUUCCCCGAGGGGCAGCUUUUUGCCUACGUCUACCUGGCCGGGAACCCCUGGCUCUGCGACUGCGCACUGGAGUACCUGCGUGACUGGAUUGUCGAGAAUGAAUUCAGUGUGUACACCCGGGUGCAAGGGCCGGAGAAAGAGAUCACGGAGAACGAACCCGAAAGCGUCACGUGCCAAGAACCCCCGGAAGUGCUGGGGCAGCCCGUCAUGACCUUCCACCUCGACUGUGUGCUGGAGGGGCCCAGGGGGGGCUUAGGGGAUGAGAAGCCGUCUGGGCUCCAGGGAUCCACCUCGGGCCCCAGCACUUCCCCUGAUGUGCCCUCCGCCCCACUUUUCCCUACGACCUCCACAGCCUCCCCCACAAGGCCGGAGCCUCUGGCCUCUGCACAUCCAACCCGCUCACUGACCACAAGGAAAGCCACCCCCCUGACACGCUCCCCAACCACGGCCACCCCAAACACUUCGCCCACCACCCUGGGCAGUCUGCCCUCAACGGUCCCCACAACUGUCCCCAUGGCAGCCGCUGCCACCAGCCCGUCACCCACCACCCUGGGCAGUCUGCCCUCAACCGUCCCCACGGCAGCCACUGCCACCAGCCCGUCACCCACCACCCUGGGCAGUCUGCCCUCAACCGUCCCCAUAGCAGCUGCUGCCACCAGCCCGUCACCCACCACCCUGGGCAGCCUGUCCCCCACAAGACGCCCAGGCUCCACUGCCCAUCUUCCACCGCCUCCUGCUCCGGACCACCCUGCCUACUGCCAGUGCCCCAUGCUGCCCGGCAGGGCCUUAGGGCUGACCAGGCCGCAGCCACUGCCAGUGUCCUGGGGAGCCUGGUUGGCAGCUACUUGCUGCCCUCUGCGCCUGGUGCUGUACGUGGCUUGCCUGGCGCUGGUGUCCCUGUCAAUCCUAGCAGUGCUCUGCUGGUGGGCCUGGAUGUGCGUGGGCACCCGGGGGUGGUCCUCAGAAGGGGCCCAGCCAGCCAGGCACCAACAGCUGCAGCAUGCAGCAUGCGACACGUGCCAUGUGCCACGUGCGGGCUACCAGCCUCUGCCCAGGGCCCGCCUCUACCGUGUCUGCAAGAAGCUGGAGAUCGGGCCCCUCCGCUACGUCACCUGGCUACUGAUCAGCUUGCCGGGACCUUCAGGACAGUGGCCUUGGGAGCGCACGGGCAGACUCCCCUCCUACAGGCUGGACCGAGGGGAGAAGGAGGGCCCCUGGCCUCGGCGGGUGAAGCAUGCCUCCUCCACGCUGUAGGUGGGCUGGGAAACUGAAGGGGUGAGGUGCGGCCUCCCCCUCCCCCCCCCCAAAAACCCUGGUCCCCAAGGGGCUCUCCACUAACGUGGAUCUCAUCAGGAGCAGGCCGUGGGCUCCCAUCUCCCCCCCCACACGU